AUGGAGACGGCCAUCAACAUCGGCUUCGCCUGUUCGCUGCUGCGCGAGGACAUGCUGCAGUACACUCUGUCCGCCUCCUCCCCGCGUAUCGAGGAGCUGGAGCGGGCGGGAGAGAAGGAGCAGGCGGACGUGUUGGCGGCGGAGCAGGUGGCCAAGCAGCUGCUCAAGAUGGAAGCCAGCCUGUACAUGUCCGGCAAGCUAGGCGGCUCCUCCAAGGCAGCUACCAACACCACCCCCGUGGGCCGCGCCGCAUCAGGAGCCUCCUCCACCCCUCCCAAGACCGCCACCACCACCACCACCUCCUCACCCACCUCAUCUCCGCUCCCGCCUCCUGACCCUCCUCCUCCUCCUCCUCCGGGUCCGCCCGAGGCCGCCCUCAUUGUGGACGGCAAGGCCCUAGCCUACGCUCUGUCCAAGGACCUUGCCCCCGCCUUUCUGCGCGUGGGGCUGCGCUGCAAGGCGGUGCUGUGCUGCCGCGUGUCGCCGCUGCAGAAGGCCCAAGUGACCAGCCUGGUGCGCUCAGACGGGCGGAUCACGCUGGCGGUGGGGGACGGAGCCAACGACGUGGGCAUGAUACAGCGGGCGCACAUCGGCGUCGGCAUCAGCGGCCAGGAGGGCAUGCAGGCCGUCAUGUCUUCGGACUUUGCCAUCGCGCAGUUCCGCUACCUGGUGCCCCUGCUGCUUGUGCACGGCCGCUACAGCUACAAGCGCAUCACGCGCAUGGUGCUGUUCUUCUUCUACAAGAACAUGCUCUUCUCAAUCACGCUCUUCACCUACUCGGCGUUCACCACCUUUUCUGGCUCCUACAUCUACAAUGAUACCUCCAUGACCCUCUUCAACGUGGUCUUCACCUCCGCCACCCCGCU
Molecule: messenger RNA, 866 nt
Organism: Astrephomene gubernaculifera
Lineage: Eukaryota; Viridiplantae; Chlorophyta; Chlorophyceae; Chlamydomonadales; Astrephomenaceae
Source: the annotation of a GenBank genome assembly